Molecule: messenger RNA, 3213 nt
Organism: Purpureocillium lilacinum
Lineage: Eukaryota; Fungi; Ascomycota; Sordariomycetes; Hypocreales; Ophiocordycipitaceae
Source: RefSeq, a predicted model, not a curated record
AUGGCGGCGCGUUCGACUUCCUCCAACUCUGCCCAUCAUCGCUUCUCCGAAGUAAAGGACCGCCAGCACGGUGCUGAACCUGUCGCGAGGGCCCACGACGGAAAUGACGGCGCGGCCAGCCUAGAGUCACGCCUCGCGGACUUUGGCAGCAGGAGACCAAACGGCACCAGGGCGCCCAUAAGCCCGCCGCCGCUCAGGAGAAGCUCAGGAGCACAUCGCAUCCACGAUACCAACCGCAUUGACCGCUCUCCCUGGAAGUCUCGCGCAGCGUCGCCUACCACUCUCAGCAGUGGCAGUAGCGACUCCGUCUCCACCGCCGGUCCUGCAAUCGCCAUGGCUCAGCCGGCGACGCCUCAGCCAUCGGCGAAUCAGCGCCAUUCCAAUCAUCGUUCGUCCAGCAUGCGCACUCCGAACAGAGGCGAGGACGGCAGCUCGAAUUGGACCGUUGACGGGAUCGCUGACCAGCUGGACCUGUUUCGCCAGGACAUCAGAGACGGACACGCCCAGCUGACCGCGUACAUCCUGGAAUCUACGCAAGCCACGGAGAGGCGCGUCCGCAAUGGCACAGAUCUCUUCGCCGGUGUCGUGGCCGACCCGUUGAAGCAGAAAAGCGACGACUCCAUGAGAGUCAAGCUCAAACAACAUCUCAAGACCAGAAAGGAUCAGAAGGAGGUUCACUAUGUGCCCGUCUGCACAAUAACAAACAAGGAACGCGUUCCUUCAUAUCGCUUCCAUCACGUCGGAAUCAAGAAGAAUGUCCUCACCCCCAACACCAUGCUGACCUUUGUGCCUCAUUUGCGCGACCUGGAAACCUCGGAGGAGAACAAGUACAACCUCUGGCUUAAGGAGCUGGAGGAAAUUGAUCUCAAGUCAGGUUUCAAGCCCAUGAACAGAGAGGGCAAGCAGGCACACGCCAACCACAUGGAGCGUGCUGCGACUGUGUCACUCUACCUCGAGACGUGGCUGGAGCGCUUGGCCAUCCCCGGCUGCAACAAGUCGGCCCUCAUCAGCUAUAUGGCGACCACGGAGCCAGAUCACGCCAUCACGCCGCAACAAAAGACGGACAUUCUAAGAUCGCACCGUGAAGCGGACAACACCACGCCGGAGACGAAUAGGGCCGCACAGCUGUUCACCGACGCCUUCCGGCGCGCCUUUGAUGAGCGCCUGCCGGACUCGAAACACGUUGACCUCCGGACUGUAUUGCAGCUCGACGAGUCUGUAGACAGCAUCAUGGAAUCGAAGCCGACGGCCAAGGACGGUGCAGGCACCCAAAACGACGACGAGACAGCGCAGAUGGACGAGGAUGAGCUUGCAGAAUUCAAUCUGGCGACUUACUGCAUCCUUGGAUGCCUCAUCUGCUUUAGCCAUGCUUGCGAUCAUGGCGAGUACGAUAACAAGAACUUGAAGCGCAACUUUUCAAUCUCGUCGUGUUCGCGUCUUCCAGACGCGCUGAAGAAACGGCGCCAACGUUCCUCCAACACGCGUGCAGGCUCCGGAUGGAAAAGCUGGCACCCUGGACACUGCUACUCAUCGUCGUUGCCGCCAUGCGACUGCGACAAAGGCCGCGAGUGGACACAAAAUGAAAAGGUCCUGCUUCGGUCUCUCUAUACAACAGCAACCAACAGCACGUUUGAUGGUGAUCCCAUUUGCCUGGCAGCGGCCUUCCUCAACCGAUGCUGCGCGAAUGUUCACGAUGAGUUUAAACGGAUAGGUAUCUCUCUGCCGCAAGCCGAGCUCCCAGAACCCACCCGCGUCAAGAACCUUUCAUGCGCCGAGAAACGCUUGAGCCUUGCUCUCACGAUGGUCCCUGUCGAGCGGGAUCAUAGACAAAAGGAGAAGCCUUGCAUCUGCGUUCAACUGAACCGCGAGUGCGACCCGGAGCUGUGCGGCUCAUGCGGGGCUUUGGAACGCGCGGACCCGGCCAACGCACAGGACGAGCGACUUCACUCGUCGGGAUGCCAGAAUUGCGAUUUGCAGCGAGGUGCAGGCAAGACACUGGCCCUGGGCCAGAGUCAGCUCGAGGGCGUUGGCUACGGGCUGUUCACGGCCGAAGACAUUACCCAGGACGAGUUCAUCAUCGAGUACGUGGGCGAGCUGAUUACGCAUGACGAAGGCGUGCGGCGAGAGGCACGACGCGGAGACGUGUUUGAUGAAGAGUCCAACGUGUCGUACGUCUUCACGCUCCUGGAGAACGAGGGCAUCUGGGUCGACGCCGCCAUCUACGGCAACCUCAGUCGGUAUAUCAACCAUGCGUCGGAGCAUGACAAGCGAGGGUGCAACAUCACGCCUCGGAUCCUAUACGUCAACGGCGAAUACAGAAUCAAGUUCACGGCCAUGAGAGAUAUUCAGGCGGGAGAGGAGCUCUUCUUUAACUACGGAGAGAACUUUCCCAACUUGACAAAGAAAUUGCUGGACAACAAAGCCGGCGGCGAGACGGGCACGACCAAGGUGAAGGGGACACGAGGACGUCGGGCGCAAGCAGGAGACCAGGUGGCGCGGAAAGCGCCCAAGCCUGAGAGGAAGAGAGGCCCUGGUAGACCAAGGACGAGAAAGGUCGAGACUGACGACGACACCGACGGCCUGGGCACCUCGACGUGGGCUGGCAAGUCUCGCAAGCGCAAGAGGGCGGCGUAUGCCGAGGUCGAUGAGGCCGAAUACCGGCCACGCGACCCUGACCACGCUCGCACCGGCGACGGCGGUCAGGCGGCGGACAAUGAUGGUUCGGAAUCCGCGUCACGCCUGCGUAAGAGGGCCCGGGGAUCCUCGGGAGCGCAGCAGCCCGAUACACCAACGAAAGGAUCAACGGACCCCCCAAAGAAACCCAAGGGUAAACGGGGCGGCGCGCGACCGGGCAGUGGCCGGCCUAGGAAGCAUCCGCGUCUGGCCCCGAAGGCAGCCCCUGCGUCUGCGUCCGAAGCGAUGACUGGUCAAGCAUCAAACGAAGACGGUGUCGUGCCGGAGCCUGCGGCGCAAGCGACACCGCCGGCGACGGUCCAGCAAGCGCGGUUUGAGGUGAUUGAAAUUAGCGACAGCGACGAUGUUGCAGGACGUGGCCUAAACGGGACCCCGAGCAGCGUGCGGAAAUUCGGGGCGGAGACGUCGCUGGACGAGGAAGACGAGGAUCAAGACGUGGUGGUCCGGAAGAGGAACGACCGCGCGGCGCGUAACAGACGGCCGCCGGCCAAGUUUAGAGACGACGACAUUUGGACGUGA